This is a messenger RNA of Symbiodinium natans, 3117 nucleotides long. The record is from the annotation of a GenBank genome assembly. NCBI's taxonomy places the organism in Eukaryota, Dinophyceae, Suessiales, Symbiodiniaceae.
AUGAGUGACUCCUCAAAGUCUCGGCCUGAGGGCCAGAUUGUCACUGCAAGGCGGGGCAGUGACCAGGCAACGGACCCGUUGCGGCCGACAACAGUGGAGGCACAGGUGCUGAUGCCAAAUGGCACAUCGCGAGCCAUCUGCUUGAAGUGUUGGCCUCACCAGUCCGAGUUGAGGUGGGAACUGCGCAGGUUGCUGCUAGCCGCGGGGUAUCGUUGCGACAGUCACCGCACCAAAGUGUGCAACGUGUUCAAGAGCCAGCGAGAUCUGUGGGACACGACCCUGGGAUGGCUGUCGAUGCCAGGAGCAGAGCAUUCCUAUGGUCACUCGCUGCAUAGCUCUCGGGCCAGAGGAGUCCAGGUCGGUGGUGGCUCAGCGGAGGAGGAGGAGUAUUGGGUCAGCACACAGUGGAUGCUGGGUCUUCUGCUGCAAUGGCAGCAGCGGAGACGAGAAGUUCAAAACAGGGACGAAGUUGGAGCUCUUGCCAAGACCAUUUUCCAGAUUUUGUGCCCAAAGCACCGAUGGCCAGGUGGAUUCGGUCACCUUCCAGAGCCCACCACUGCGGAAACGGAGCUCUGCAAACGGCUGACUGCAGAGAGGCACGAGUGCGGCUGCAUGCAAGAAUUUCGGCAAAUGUUGGGAGCUAUGGAAAUAGCAGAUGACACAAUGCCUCAUGCUCAAGUUUGGAGCAGAAUUGCGUUGGCUUUCGAGUUUGAUCACUGCCCCGCAGUCGGUGCGCUCACAGCUCGCAUGCUCAAGGGCAUCAGUGAUGUCAUUGUUGCAUGCUUCUCAGAUUGGGCGGCUGCUGACUUCUUGAAAUCUGCUGGUUUGGUCUUGCUUGGCCCGAAGAACAAAAAGCGCAGAUUGGACCCGCACUUCAAGGAGGCUGCGGUUCAGUCUGUUCUGCAAGAGGGGCGCGCUGACAAGGCUGGAACCUUCAACAAGGCCAUGCAGGUCGCGGGCGAGAAGACUGCGUUCCGGUGGAUAGAGUGUGCCCUAAUCCAGCUACAAGCAUCAGCCCAGUCCUCUUUCGGUCAGGUUGGUGUCGUCUCCCUGGCUCUCGAUGGUGCACGGAUGGGGAAGCCAGCACGUGACUGGCUGUUCAUUGCACAAAGCAUGGGGCCUGAGAAGAACCUCGAUCUCGGACUUUCACAGAGCAAAAAGCUUCAACGGAGCCUGCAAAACCCAGGGCCGGAAGCUCGGCUACAGGCCAAGAAUCUGGAGGAGGAGGUCCGACUCUUCAUGAAAAUUAUGAAGGAUCCGUCCCCUGAAAAUCGGCAGGCCAACCUGAAACACUUGCUGGCCCUGGACUGGGCUUUGGUUCGAGUGAAUGGUUGGGGCUUAUCUGCCUUCGUGCCAUCGCGUCCUUGCGGGAUGCUUCCAGCAGGCGCGAAACGGUACAUGACCGAAAUGGCAUGUCCGAUUUCUGGCCAGCCUCGCAAGCGGAGUUGUGUGCUUUUGGCGGAUGGCACGAGAACCUAUGAAGUGCCGGUCCGCGUGCAGCAAGGCGUGUUAGUCCGACCUACGCUGCAUUUGGCCCAGGAUCAAGGCAGCUCUUCCUGGUACGCCGGCGUUUUUUUGGUUCAGGGGACCGAUUUUCGUGGCACUGUCACUUGGGAUUUAUGCCAUCGCCUGAUCAACGACUUGGCGGAGGCGUGGGGCAACUCCGGGAUGACUUUGGCUCGAUUAGAGCACGCAACAUUGAUGUCCAUUCGGCGUGGUCCCUACAAUCGACAAGGGCACCGCGAGACUUUGCUCUCCACAGCCCGAGAUAUGUUUGGCACGAUGGACCACCGCAAUGGUUUGCUGCAGCUCUUCUAUGAAGAGAUCUCAGAAGAUCUCGGAUUGGAAGCUGAAGGGUCCGAUGAGCAUUACCAAAAGGUCUGGGAGAUAUGCAGGACUGAGUUGUGUAAUGCCAACAUGGGACAUUGCCCGAAGAACUCGCGAUGGUUCAGUAUAGAAGAGCUGCGCCGGCAACAGCGACACCUUCGCACGAUGACCCUGAUGCUUCUUGUGUACCUUGGGAUCAAGAAAAAUUGGUGGAAAAGUCUUGAUGAUUCACCUGUUUUCACUGGUCCGCCGAAUACCAAUGCUCCCCAAGAAGAUGUCGAUGAGGAGGAUGACGAAGCGGAAGCGGCGGAAGAGCAAGGGGAAGAGGCAGAGGAUGGUGAGGAGCCGGACAACAUCGCGGACGGUCCGACCGCCAAAAGGGUCACUGUGGCCCGUGGACGUAAGCUCAUCAAUCGGAAAAGGCAGCAGAAGACCUUGUCGGCUACACUCCGCUAUGCAGUUGACAUCCUUUGCAGACGGCGCUCGCUGCGACUCGUGGAUGGAUGCAUGAUUUUGUCACAGCCCCUGGAACGAUUCUUCAAAGGUGCUAUGACAAUGUUGAAGACGAAGUGGGGAACUGCGGAGUUGAUGCAGGAUAUGGCCCGACAAGGACUGACGCGGGUGAUCCAGGAAACGCUGCAAAGCUGGAUCGGGCCCGAGUGGACAGUGGCGGACGAAGCCGAUGCACGUGUGUUCUGGAAGUUCACAGUCACGCUGUGCGGGGAGCUUGCGCUGACGCAAGUGAAGUACGCUGUUCCCCCGAAGAGCUUUGUGCUGCUGGUAGAUCCGAGCUGCGAGAUCCGAAAGAAGGCCCUGGUCCAAUUCAAGCAGGACUGGGACAACCUGGACCGAUUAGAGAGCUGGAUCAACGGCAACCAUGCGGCAAAGAAGUCCAUGGUCCCAGUUCACCGGGCCAUGGAAUGGCCUCAGCAAACAUGGGUCCGCGAGAACUUCGUGCAGCUGCUGGAGUGUGAUUUCGAAGAGGCACAAGUCUACAGCUUUCUCAAAGAAGAGCUGAGACAGUAUGCACUGGGCAUGAACGCGACACUCUACAUCGAAAAUCUCAUUCGCGAAGCCCGCGCAAAGUGUCGCUCCAACAUGCAGGGCCGGGCAGAAGGCAAGGCCCUCUGGCACCAGCUGUCCAUGGCAUCCAGGCUCCCUGCCGAUUUUGACCGGCCCACCCUGCCAGUGAAAGGUUCGAGUGCCCCGACUGCUUCCACUUCGGGUCCGAAAUCGCUCCCACGCAAUGGUUUUUGCUUGCAACGAUCCAGAGCAGUGCACGCUCCCUGA